This is a messenger RNA of Xenopus laevis (African clawed frog), 958 nucleotides long. It is a transcript of the gene mthfs.L, whose product is annotated as 5,10-methenyltetrahydrofolate synthetase (5-formyltetrahydrofolate cyclo-ligase) L homeolog. Gene Ontology annotation, biological process: tetrahydrofolate interconversion; folic acid-containing compound biosynthetic process. Gene Ontology annotation, molecular function: 5-formyltetrahydrofolate cyclo-ligase activity. The record is from RefSeq and is marked provisional. Gene Ontology annotation, cellular component: mitochondrion. Lineage: Eukaryota; Metazoa; Chordata; Amphibia; Anura; Pipidae.
GGCGCUCGGCAAACUGCACGCGAGACAGGCACAUAACUUCACACGUUCACUCUACAUUUGUGGGUGGAGUCGGGGUUAGCACGUGACCUAUGUGCAAUGAUGGCAUCGGUGCUGGCUGCUAAGAAAGCUCUAAGGGACCAAUUGAAGCAGCGACUUAUUGCUUUGCAUGAUUUCGAAAAGUUGAGGCAGUCCCAGGCUGUGACCAGGAAGUUACUUUCACAUAAAAGGUAUCAGGAAGCUCAGCGGGUUGCUGUCUUUCUAAACAUGUCAGAUGAGAUUCAGACUAAAGAUGUCAUAAAUGAUAUUUUCCGACAAGGCAAAGCAUGUUUUAUUCCACGUUACCGACCACGUAGUAAUCACAUGGAUAUGGUGAGGCUCAGUUCAGUGGAUGAGAUCAACCAACUGCCAGUAACUACAUGGAACAUUCGCCAGCCAGCUGAAGGAGACUGCAGGGAUGAUGCUUUAUCAACUGGGGGGUUGGACCUCGUGCUGGUUCCUGGCCUUGGAUUUGACAAGCAAGGUCACCGUUUAGGACGAGGAAAAGGUUAUUAUGAUACUUUCCUGGAGCGCUACAUGAAGCAAAUUGGUGCCAAACCAUAUACCAUUGCCUUGGCAUUUCAAGAGCAGCUUUGUGAAUCCAUCCCUGUAAAUAAUAAUGACAUUGAAAUUGAUGAGAUCCUCUGUGCUGGAGACCAAGAAGUGCUUACAAAUUGACUCAAAAUGAUUUGAUUCUUAAAACUGAGAAUAAUCCAUCCAUGUUUUAAUUAUUAUAUUAAAAGACUAUGCUAAUUUAAAAUUCGUUGCCAAAGCAGAAAAAAAUGCAAUUAAAAUAUGCAAAGAGUGAGCAGUCCCUCCCGCAAGCUCAUAGAUUGUUAUUGCAAAGUAGCAAAACCACUUUGUUUUUUAAAUUGUUACAAGUAUAAAAUCUUUGAAGAUCAAUAAAUAAUUUUAUAUAUAA